This is a messenger RNA of Symbiodinium natans, 402 nucleotides long. NCBI's taxonomy places the organism in Eukaryota, Dinophyceae, Suessiales, Symbiodiniaceae. The record is from the annotation of a GenBank genome assembly.
AUGUCAAAGUUUGGAACGGUGCCACGUGGGUUAUGCAAGAGCGUGUGGGUGGCACUUAGAAGCUGGACGGCUUUUUCGCCAGCUUCAGACGUAAAGUUGGCCGCAAGCCUUCAACACGUCAGGUCCACAUUGGAAAGCGCGGACAAGAUGGAGCAGCAUUUGCACGAGCGCAUGAGGUGCUUCCAGUUGGCUUUUUGGCUGUCAGGCAAUGGCCUGUUUCAAGUCUUUGGAGCCCUUCGUGCUGCGGAACUUGCUGCAGGUGCAUCGUGGGAAACUUUAAAGGAGUUUCUCCCAGAUCGCGCUGCUUCAUCUGAGGACCGUGCAGACGAGGAAAGAAUGCCAUGCUACAACAUUGACAGCGAGUCGGAGGCCAUGAGUGCCCUUUUCGAAGAAGACGACUGA